Erythranthe guttata (spotted monkey flower) is the source of this 2957-nucleotide messenger RNA. RefSeq lists its product as uncharacterized. The record is from RefSeq and is a predicted model, not a curated record. Lineage: Eukaryota; Viridiplantae; Streptophyta; Magnoliopsida; Lamiales; Phrymaceae.
UCAAACUGCAACAGACUCUUCUGACUACUGCUUCUCCAGCUAACUAUUGGAAAAUGGCAACUCCUUUGCUAGAACACCCUGGUUCCUUAAUGAGAAGUGAAACCGUAGAACGUCAAGAGACCGAAACAUCCAUCCAGAAAAGCAUUUCUAAACUGGAAUUGCUCGAGAAAUCUGCCUUCUCUUCUAGUUACAGGGCUAAAGUUGACAGUUCCACCGUAAAAUCUCUGGAUUUUUUAAGAUCCCCUAAUAUUGAUAGCUUCUUUGGAAAAAUUCAUAAUAUUUCUAGAAUCAACUUUGUUGAAGAUCCAGUUACUGAAGAGAAACUUUUCGGUGUUCAUCCGAGUAAGAGUUAUGCUUUCAGCAUGCAUGAUGCCAGAGCUGAGGCUCUGAAUCACACCAGUGGUGAAAAUCAUUUGGAAGAACAUUUGGGUCAAAUUAUGGGUGGAAAGUUGCCAAAUGAAAUGAUUCCCAAAAAUAUCUCUACAGAUCAAUCAAGACAUGGGGGACCUGCUGCUUCACCCUCUAAGAUCACAUGGUCUGGAAAUAAAUUGAUGGAUGGUCUGUUUCCAUCCAAACACUCAAAUGAAGAUGCACCAUCAACUGAAACUGAGUCCUUUCUGGCUGAAAUUGCUUCAGGUGAAGGUAGAAAAGCAAUUGUUACUCCUAAAUCCACUUCUCCUGCAGGAAGAAUGGUAGAGAAGAAAUUAUCAGCUUCACCGGGUCUUCUAUCUUUCCAAUCUAAACCUUUAUUGCUAAGGAGUCCACUCAAACAAAUUUCAGACUCUGACAAAGGCCAUGAUUCAACUCCAGAGAGAAAUCUUGCUGAUACUAACCUCUCAAAUGCAAUUGACAGGGAUGCGGUAUCUAAGGGAAUGACUGGAGAGUUAAGCUCACCUUUUGUUGAAGCUAACUCCCUCAAAAACUUAACUGAAGUAAAUGCAAUGGAUAAAGCGGAAGUUGAUAUUUGUAAUGGGAAGGAAGUAGUUGGAACCAUUGACAACUUCAGUACUCCUACUAAGGAGAACAAGUUCCAGUUCAUGCAUUCCACAAAUCUGGACGAAGUUAACAUAACUAACAGGAACAUCUUGAGAAUUGAGGACAACGUACCCAGUACAGAAUCCAGAGCUAUUUCUCAUGGUUCUGUUUCUUCACCUGCCUGCAGUAAUUUAGAGGAGCCAAGGUUGCAGAAGUGUGCAGUUGAGCCCCCUACAGCCAGCCCUUUAAGGAAAAAGCUUGGUUAUAAACAGUCCUCCAGAAUAUCCUCGCCUAAAACUACUCAGCUGAGUGGUUCUGCGAACAAGAGAAAUGUAGAAUUGCUGCUGAGGGAUACACAACAUAGGACUGAAAUGGCCAUAACACAACGGAGUCCCAAACUUCAGAAAGCUGGGAGUUCUGAUGGAGAGACAAUAUCGUAUCCAAAUGAAGGUAGAACAGCGCUGGCUGGCCAUGAGAAGAAGUGGAGUGAUAGUUACUCUAAAUUCUCAGUGGAUAUGAAAAGGUUAAUUUCUAGAUCGGCUGAUCAGCUUAAUCGUACAAUGAUUGAUGUGCUGGAAGAUGUGUUGGUUCAUCAGCAGCGGUCAAAAAUAUAUGAGAUGCUUCACCUUGGAGUUAUGCCCCAGAAUACAACUGUUCUUCACGAUGUUCAACUUGAUAAAAUAGCUGAAACAAAAUCAAUGUUGCAUCAAGUUGUGUUCGGAAAAGCAAAAUUGCAGCUGAAGCAUGCGAAGAGGGAUAGAUUGUUGAAAAGAUUGCAGCUAUUGAACUCUACGACCAAGGAGUCACAAAUAUUGAAGGAAAAUAUUGUGUCACAGCGAUUGAAGACAUCGACUGUUAAUGACUUAGUUGAUGCUGUUGGUGAUCGGUCGUUGGCUGUCAAUUCAAAGAAGGGACAUGAGGUUUGCCAUGAAAAAUUGACUGCAAUGAGCCAGUCCUUAGAAGCUUUAGAUGGAAAGAUUUUGCAAUUGAUAGGAAGUUUUCAUGCAUGCUGCAAGAUGAAAGCUGAACCAAGCUGUGUCGACACUAUUGCCUUAGUUAAUAAACACUUGAUAAAAAGGGCUUCUUUCAGGUUUCUUCGUCAGGAUUUGCAGAUGUGGGUUGUCCAAAGUCUGGAGUCUACGAAUGGCCAGCUCAAUGUUGUACUCAGCUACCUUGACUUCAUUGUUCAGAGUAUAAACAUUAUCGUUGGUACUACAUCAAGUGUCGCAACUUCGUUUAAAUUGAAUGAGACAAACAUCAUAAAGAAUUUCCCAAAUAUGGAUGCUUGCACAGCAUUUGCUUUUGUGUUUAAUGAUGAGAGAGCUUGCAAAUUUGUUGGUGCUAAAACUUUGGCAUGGGAAACCCAAAUGACCGGUUCGCUUCUCGGUACCUUGGUUGAUGUGGUUGAGGAGGUACAAUCAGCACAGAUAGAGUUCCAAGAUCUGACUCAGUCAAGCUUUUGUUCGCCAUCCGCUGAGAGGCUUGAUCUGAUGCUUUGUUUCCUUAAUUAUAACUCGGGGAGGAAGGUGUUCCUCACACUUGACAUGUCUUGCUUGAAACGCGGAAUCUAUCCUUCAGAGAUCCUUCCAGUUCAACCAGCAUCGCCAGCUGGCGGUCGCAAUUGUUCAUUCUCUAAGCAAAUCUUUGAUGAAAUUAGAGACGCAGCUAAGCGUAUCAGACCUGGAUACACGAGGAUUUUACGGCUCUGCAGGUGCAUUUCCCAGGUGGUUCAGUCUUCAACUUCAUAAAACGGUAAAUAAAAACGUACACGAGAAUAUAUCAUCUUGAUUUGCUUGAAUUGAUAGUCGAUCUCGUGCUUGUGCAGUUUUCAAAUUUGCAUUUUGUGUGCCUAUUAAAAAUUACAGCAAAUGUACUAGUUUGCUAGACUUGUUUGUCAUUGCAAUGUGUUUACUGAUGCUAAUUAUCGUUAGGGACUGCUAAUCUGUUUACAAUUUAAUUCUUUUGCCCUUUAUCACGUACUA